AUGGCGCAGGAUACGAGCUCAGACAUCGAAGACGUUGGCCGUAUGGAGAGCGAGAGGCAACUGAAGAAGACGCAGAAACGCUACCUCGACGACGAGCUUGAGCGGGCCGAUGCCGACUACAACAAGAUCAUCUCCCUCAUUGAGGAGGGGAAGGCUGUCGGUCAAGGAAGCGACGACUCCAUCCACACCAUCGCCAAGGUCCUCGAAGACAACGUCCGAUCAGAGGAAACCGCAAACACCAUCUCCGGCAUCAAAGCCCUGCUCGGCGCAACCGACGAGCUCCUUCAAGUCCACAAGCAAGCAAACCACCACAUCUCAGCCAGCAACACGAACUCAACAGCUCCAGCGGACUACAUGCAAGCUCGCCAGGAUGACCGCGAACGAGUGAAGCAGAUCCUUGCCGCAGGUCGGCGUGUGUUUGAAGGAGAGCUCGAAGCUGUCAAGGAGCAGUCGCGGGCGGGUGAGGCGGGUGGCAAAGGGGAGGCUGCCUCGUUGGCGAUCGGACUGUUCGGUGAUGGUGCGAAGAUGGACGAUAACGGGGAUGCUGGCAAGACGUUGUCGUAUCUUGAGCGUGGAGUGAGGAGGAUGACGAAGGGUCUGAACGAGGAUGAGUAG
This is a messenger RNA of Saxophila tyrrhenica, 615 nucleotides long. RefSeq lists its product as uncharacterized. Bases 1 to 615 code for a protein of 204 amino acids. The record is from RefSeq and is a predicted model, not a curated record. The transcript is spliced from 3 exons. Lineage: Eukaryota; Fungi; Ascomycota; Dothideomycetes; Mycosphaerellales; Extremaceae.